Wasmannia auropunctata (little fire ant) is the source of this 3422-nucleotide messenger RNA. RefSeq lists its product as uncharacterized. Gene Ontology annotation, cellular component: postsynaptic density membrane; AMPA glutamate receptor complex. The transcript has 7 exons. Gene Ontology annotation, molecular function: voltage-gated calcium channel activity; channel regulator activity. Gene Ontology annotation, biological process: neurotransmitter receptor transport, postsynaptic endosome to lysosome; positive regulation of synaptic transmission, glutamatergic; postsynaptic neurotransmitter receptor diffusion trapping. The record is from RefSeq and is a predicted model, not a curated record. Bases 757 to 2379 code for a protein of 540 amino acids. Lineage: Eukaryota; Metazoa; Arthropoda; Insecta; Hymenoptera; Formicidae.
CAGCCGUCGUGGGGAUCGAACGCGGCGGCGCUUCGCCAUUCCUCGCGCGUGAGCCGCCGACUGAAUUUCGCGAUUCGAGUACGACGAUCCGCCGAUCCGGCGGAUUUAUUUCGCGCGCGACGCCACCACGGCUGCCCUAAAAUCGUAGACUUCCCUCGUGAUGUCCGCGGGAGACACGUGCGCGUGUGUACACCUGCAUUGAGGCACGUCGCGACGUGAUCGGCUCGAGCGACAACAACCGGGGCAACGCGUCCUCCGUUCUCGAUCUGUACAAGCGAACGCGAUUAUCUCGAUUGCGAGCAAGGAUAAUAACGUGCGAGCGACGUUCGCAUCGUUAAGAUCGAGCGUUGAGCAACGGGAAGCAACACCGCACGCUCGAGAGGUGUCUUCGUGUACUUUCGGAGCCCACAGACGUAAAACAGGUUAAUGCGGCGCUAAGUGCAAGACUUUCGUCGAAGACAAUGCGAGCGUAUUAAAGCUGCAAAUGAAAGAAGAAACGAGACGAGAUAAGAACUGAUAAGAAUUCGCAACUUCUCUAAAGCUCCUCUCGUUGCUCUCUCGGUUGUGCCGUGAAAAGUUCACAAAAAAAAAAAAACAAGUCGAAUAAAAUUCUGACGAGUACGUCGAGGUGCUGCAGUGCCUCGAGGGAGGGACUUCGUGGACAUGAAGGACGAGAAGGAUCGUCGGGGAUCCUUCGCGUCGAGAAGGUGAUUCGCUAACGAUGUCACUCUGAAGACCGCUCCGUGAAGUGAAAAGAUGUGCUGCUCAGGUGGCCCAGGUGGAAUCAGGCUGACCGGAUGCGGCGUCGUCUGCGGCCUUGCCGCGCUGGCGGCCCUCGGCGUCGCUCUUUCGGGCCCGACCUGGCUACACACCGAGGAGAAGCUCGCCGUGCCCGACGUACCGAAGAAUUCCGCGGUCAGCGUGAGAUUCAAGCUGGGGCUCUUCAGAGUCUGCUCGACGAUCGUGAAUCCCUCCAACCUGACGCUCCCCUUUUCGUUACCGCCGCCUUGUAGUUACGUGAGGUACAGCAGCCUGGAGGACGUGAAGCCGAAGGAGUUGGGCUUCCCCCAAUUAGAAUUCACGCCCACGGUUGUCUCAAAAAUACGGAUCUCCGCGCCGUUCCAAGUGGUCGCCGCGGUUCUGAUCUUCGCCGCGACGAUGUCGGCUAUGAUCGGCCAUUGUUAUUCCGAUCACAAGACCCUCGUAGCCUGCGGACUCUUCCUUCUGAGCGGACUUUCCUUGGGCGGCGGACUGAUAGUUCUGGCGUCAGCAUUGUCGGACGCGUCACUGGAGUUACCGGGGAAAUAUAGUUUGCCGUCAACGGCCGGCAUGCAAACGGACGAUAACGGUCUACCUCAGUAUCACUACGGCUGGUGCCUACAGCUCUCGGGAUUAGCGUUGAUGCUCGCGGAAGUGGCGGCCGUUUUAACGAUGUCCGGUUACAUGGCGCGGUUCUCCACGGUCGAGGAGAUGGUGAGAGUCAUGGUGCCGGGCGCCGAGAGAAAGCUGAGGGAGCAGAGAGGAUUCAGCUCGGAGUAUCUCGUGAGGGCGCAUCAGAAGUCACCGGGGCUACCGCAGGCCCGACCCUUCGGCCAGCCAACCAAAACGCCUCAAAAAAUAGCCGAAGAGGGGACCUCAUUGCUCUGCAAGUCGGCGCCCGAUAUCUGCGCGUCGAAUCCACAGGCCAUCAGUUACGUCGAUAAGGCAGACCUGUCGCACGUUCUGCCGAUUUACCCGGACGGCAAGAACAUCGAUCCGCGGUACAACAAUUUCGAGAAGUCCGAGGGCAACGUCGUAGAUUCCCGACUGAGCGGUUUCACCGAUAAGGAAGGCUUCAUCGAUUCCCGGAUUCUGUCGGAAUCCAGGCAAAACAUGAUCGCCUUUACGGAUAACAAGGAACCCGAUCAGGAGCAGCGGUAUAACACCGAGUUCUCCGCGCGAAAUACCGAUCAGAAUAUCGUCGAUUCCAGACUGAGCGGUUUCGCCGACAAGGAGGGUCUUCUCGAUUCUCGAUUGAGCGGCUAUGUGGACAAGAACGAAUCCUUACUGGACACCCCGUUUGGUUACGACACCAGAUUCAACAGUCUCGCCGGGCAGACCGUCCCGAUCACGCUGAAGAACCAAAACGCCUCGGUAUCGGCUAUUCAAUCGCAGUACAUAUAUCAAAACUUUGGAACGAUACACUCGGGCAUUCUCAAGGUAUCGGAACCGGGUACCAGCUCCAGUUCCAAUUCUAGUCAACGUAGCAUGACCCUGCAGAAUCCGAAGCGGAAGUCACAGAUCGCUCAGAACACCUUCAGCACGAUGGAAUGCGAAAAGCGGAAGCGAGCAUCCGGGCUAACCGGCAAGGCGGGCUUUUACACCGGAAGUGCCGUAUGACCACCACCCCCACCUCCGACACCGAGGUAACUCCUAGAAGAGGACACCCCAUUGUAGCCGGAAACUCAGUAUGACUUUCGAGUUUGGUCGGAGGAUAUUAAUCGCUAAUUGCGCGCAAAGAUUGAGAAAAAAAAAGAAUUUUUUACCUGCAGCUGAACACAACUCUGCCGUAUUUAUAUAACAAUGCACUUACCGAUGUACGGUACAUAAAAAAACAUGCGUCUUAUCGACUAUCAGCGUUGCAGAUUCCUACAAUGGAUCUCAAAAACUGCCAAAAAGCUGCCAAAAAGAUGCCAAAAUUAUAAUUACGAUAAUGCAUUAAUUUAAAGCAGUAACUGAAAUAGUUAGAUUUGUAUAGUAGAAUCUUCAAAGUACAAUUCGUACAAAAAGAGAGAUACAAACAUUAAAAUAUGUCGAUAAUAUUGCGAGCAACGCACUUUAUUAAAUGAAUUAAAUAAAGAUAAAAAUGAUGAACGAUUCAGAUUACUCUUUCAUCAUUUUACAUAUAUGAAGAAGUAAGAUAAUGUCCGUCAUUCGUUGUUAAGACUAACUUUAAUUCAACAUCAUAAUCGCGUUUCAGCUGCAUAACCAAUCGAAUAAAGCUGUAAGAUGAAAUACUUAUUAUAAUAUAGUCAAUAUAUUGUAAUAUAAUUGGUGGUUGAUAUACUCAAAUAAGUCGGGCGCAACUUUCGUACUUUCAUUGAACAAUAAGUAAUCACAAAAAUGCCAGUUAAUGAAGUCAAGUGCAAUGGUUUACAAUUAAGGAUUUUCCCGAUUUCUUUCAGCGACGUAUAUUAUAGUAUGUACACGCUCUAAUUGUAUCACUAAUCGAAGACAUAUCAGAAAUAAAAGCGUUUCCGUUGAUCAUGCUGUGAUUAUUGGAAAGUCUUUUAUUUUGAAUUCGAUUUUUACUUUGAAUUCCUUCAUCUAUUAUUAGAACAAAUAACAGAUGUUUUAUGCGCCCGCAUAAGAAAGAAUAAUGCGUACAUCAAUAUGUUGUAAUGACUGUAGUUGAGUGUAAUAAAAUAUUCCUUUUCUAAUAA